GUUGUUGAGAUGGCGACCUUGGAAGGAAGUGGAGAUGCAAAGAUCAAAUACAUUAGGCCAUCUCCUGAGCAGACUGGAUGCUUUGCAUUAAUAAUCGAAUUCAUCAAAACGAUAAUUGAUGUUAAUAUAAUAAUAUUGUUAUCAAUUAUCAGAUUUUUUGUUCCUGCAAAAAAGAAAGACUUGAGUGGCGAAAUCGCAGUAAUUACAGGCGCUGCAGGAUAUAUUGGGAGACUUCUCGCAUUACGUUUUGCAGCAAAAGGUGCUGCAGUUGUCCUUUGGGAUGUCAAUAAAGCUGGUUUGGAAAAGGUUGAGCAGGAGAUUAUUGACAAGGGUGGGCAUGCCUUUGCUUAUUUUUGCAACUUGAGAGACAAACAUGACAUCCAAAGAACGGCAGCUAAAGUCUCAAAAGAAGUUGGGAAUCCAACUAUUCUUGUUAACAAUGCUGGCAUUGUUGCUGGGAAAUUUCUUCUUGACUUAAGUGAGAAUGAGAUUGAAGCUGCAUUUGAAGUCAACACCCUUGCUCAUUUCUGGACCACCAGAGCAUUUGCACCAGCUAUGAUAAAAAGUAACCAUGGCCACAUUGUUGCUGUAGCAUCUAUUCUUGGAACUGAUGGCUUAGCUCAACUUACUGAGUAUUGUGCCACUAAGUAUGCUGUAAAUGGGUUUAUGCAGUCACUGAGAAGGGAAUUUGAUUUCCAGGGGUAUGAUGGUAUACAUUGUACAACAGUGAAUCCAUUUGUCAUUGACACUGAGUUAUUUCAAGGUGUUACAAUCAGGUUUCCAAAAAUGCCAUUCCUAUAUGUCUUGAAGCCUGACUUUGUUGCUGACAAGAUCAUGGAAGCAAUUGAGACAAACCAGAUUUUACUUAAUAUACCAAGAUUCUGUUACUUUACACCUUUGCUAGCAAGCAUAUUACCCAUGAAAGCUGCUGACCGCCUACAGAAAUUUGUUGGUUCUACAACUGCCAUGUCAAAUUUCAUUGGAAGAAGGAAAGGCAGCUAAAAAGAAACAGUUUUAUCCCUGUUGGUGUUUUAGAUUUUUCAGGUUGAUCAUGGGAUUCUAGAAACGACAAUGUGGUAAUUUACUAACCUUGCAUAAAGCUAAGUGCAUUGACUUAAUCUUUUUGUUGUAAUGACGUAGCCAAAUUUUUUACUAACAGAAGAUACAUUUUUUUUAAUAACAUGUACUUCCUUGCAGAACAGGGUUAGGCAUUGUUCUUUCAAGUUUUUAAAAAGAUUUAGACCUAAUUUUCCUACUAGCUGGUACAAUAAUAACAGUAAGGCCAUUUUAAGCAUGAUAGUAAUUUGAUUUAUCCUCCCCCCUACCAUCCUCAAAAGCAUUCAAUGAAUAUCUCAAGAACUGUACACUUCAAACUUCACCUUGCUAGGCUAGAGACAACCAAGAAAAGCAACCAUUUGAGAUCCAUCAGAUUUUCUUGUAGUCAAAGGGUAAAGAUGGGAGGGGAACCACAUGCCCCCUGUAUGACAGAUCUUACUUAUCUAAUAGGUGCUUAAUAGACAUGUUCAUUAUUUUUGUAUGGUUAAUUGUGACUAAUGCGUAUGCAGGAUUUAUGUUUCAAAAUUGGCACCAGUACAGUGUAUAGAUGUUUAUGAUCUUAAUCGAAA
Messenger RNA from Rhopilema esculentum, 1625 nucleotides. RefSeq names its product short-chain dehydrogenase/reductase family 16C member 6. The record is from RefSeq and is a predicted model, not a curated record. Lineage: Eukaryota; Metazoa; Cnidaria; Scyphozoa; Rhizostomeae; Rhizostomatidae. Gene Ontology annotation, cellular component: lipid droplet. Gene Ontology annotation, molecular function: oxidoreductase activity, acting on the CH-OH group of donors, NAD or NADP as acceptor.